UGACAACCACACCGACAGAACACAACACAGACACCAAACAAUGCAAUACUCGGUCGCACUGCGCAUUCGUUGCAAUCAAUACGCAGCAUAUUUUGUUAUUACGGUAAAGAAGCACCGCUAAUCAUGAUCACAUCAGGUCGUCUUCAAGAAUACCAGGUCAUUGGCCGCCAUCUGCCUUCCGAGGCCAACCCCACCCCCAAGCUUUACCGCAUGCGAAUCUUCGCUCCCAACGAGGUCGUCGCCAAGUCUCGUUUCUGGUACUUCCUUACCAAGCUGAAGAAGGUCAAGAAGGCCAAUGGCGAGAUCGUCAGCCUGAACAAGAUCGCUGAGAAGAACCCUCUUCGCGUCAAGAACUUCGGCAUCUGGAUCCGAUACGACUCCCGAUCUGGUACUCACAACAUGUACAAGGAGUACCGAGAGAUGUCGCGAACCGACGCUGUCCAGGCUCUCUACCAGGACAUGGCCGCCCGCCACCGCGCUCGAUUCCGGUCGAUCCACAUCCUCCGUGUCGUUGAGGUCGAGAAGACCGACGACAUCAAGCGACCUUACAUCAAGCAACUCGUCACCAAGGACCUCUCUUUCCCCCUACCUCACCGUGUCCCGCGCAUCUCGAACAAGAAGGUGUUCAGCGCCACCCGACCUUCCACUUUCGCAUAAGGGUUUUUCGUAUUGCAGUCGGGGAUUUCUGGGAAUCGGUUUGCCGGUGUUCAUUACGGAAUUGCGGAAAAUGAAGUCACUAGCAUGUGUGCUCGGUAGAUAGUCCUGAGCAAUGAAUGCAUACCACUGA
Annulohypoxylon truncatum is the source of this 787-nucleotide messenger RNA. RefSeq names its product ribosomal L18ae/LX protein domain-containing protein. Gene Ontology annotation, cellular component: ribosome; cytosolic large ribosomal subunit. Gene Ontology annotation, molecular function: structural constituent of ribosome. Gene Ontology annotation, biological process: translation. The coding region runs from base 124 to 657 and encodes 177 amino acids. Lineage: Eukaryota; Fungi; Ascomycota; Sordariomycetes; Xylariales; Hypoxylaceae. The transcript has 3 exons. The record is from RefSeq and is a predicted model, not a curated record.